This is a messenger RNA of Dicentrarchus labrax (European seabass), 1859 nucleotides long. Its product is annotated as NAD(P)H pyrophosphatase NUDT13, mitochondrial. Bases 108 to 1133 code for a protein of 341 amino acids. The transcript is spliced from 9 exons. Lineage: Eukaryota; Metazoa; Chordata; Actinopteri; Moronidae. Gene Ontology annotation, molecular function: hydrolase activity; metal ion binding. The record is from RefSeq and is a predicted model, not a curated record.
ACAGAGACACACACACACACACACACACACACACACACACACACAGAGAGUGUCCCUCUGCUUCCUGUCUUUAUGCUAAGCUAGGUUAGCAGUGUCCAGUUGCAGCCAUGUUCAGACCUCUGAAGAUCCUUAUUGGCACAAAAUGUCCUCCGACCCGCUGCUGCUCAGCCUUCGUCUCCAGGAUGAGGUAUGUGAACAGACUGAAGGAGGAUGAUGAAGCUUGUGCUGCAGCGCUGCAGAACGCUCACAUCUUCCUCUUCCACCGGUUGUCUCCUCUUCUGCAACGAACCGAGCACAGAACCCUCAGACCCACAGCUCUCGUCUGCUCAGAUGUUCAGUCGGUCCUGGAGAGACUCGGGUCAGACAGAACCCUGCUGAAGGAGUCGGUUUUGAUUGGAUGCUCUGAAGAGAACCAGGCUCAGUUCUGUCUGGACGUCGGAGACCUAGACCAGGCAGCAGUAGAAGAAGUCUGUGAAGGAAAGUUUAUCGAUCUGAGGAAAUCGUUCUUUCUUCUGACGGGACCAGAGGCACCUCUAGUGGCCAAGGGUCAGGCUCUACUGCGAUGGAAUCAAACCAGCGGUUUCUGCAGCACCACGGGUCAGCCGACCCACCGCAACCGGGCAGGAAGUCAGAGAGUCUGCAGCAGCAGCGGCAUCAUUUACUACCCCAAGAUGUCUCCGGUGGUGAUAGUCCUGGUGUCUGAUGGGAAACGUUGUUUGUUGGGCCGACAGUCGUCCUUCCCUCGAGGGAUGUACAGCGCGCUGGCCGGUUUCUGUGACAUGGGUGAGACUCUGGAGGAGACUCUGAGGAGGGAGGUGGCGGAGGAGGUGGGUCUGGAGGUCCACAGUGUCUCUUAUAGCUCCUCGCAGCACUGGCCUUUUCCCCACAGCUCCUUCAUGAUGGCCUUCCACGCCUCUGUUAGCCCCGCCCACACUCAGUUAAACGUGGACCACGCUGAGCUGGAGGACGCUCGCUGGUUCAGUCUGGAGGAAAUCACCUCCGCCUUGCAGGUGAAGACCCCGCCCAGGAGAGGCGACCCUCCUGUCGUCUGGCUUCCUCCCAAACACGCCAUCGGUAACCGCCUCAUCACAGAGUGGGCGGACCGCCAGCGCCGCUGGGAGGAGGGAGAGUAACGGCGGCGAGGAGCUACAAGUCAUCCAGACUCCCUGUGGGACUUCUUUAAGAUCAGGAACUGAACUGAAUCAGUCAGAAGGAGGUUUUACACUGAGACAAGGACAGGUAAAGCUUUUAUAAAUACUCAGCUAUUUGAGAAAGUAAAGUAAUUUUUAGACAAAUAUUCCACAACUUUUAUUGUUUACCUCAUAGGAUAUACUGCUGUCCAGACCUCAGUGACCUCCAUCUGGGGAUAGUUACCCAAAAUAUUUUAUUUAUUACUCUUUUCAAAAGUAAUAUUAUGACUUUACUUAUUACUCCCUGUCAACAGUAAUUAGUUACACUACCAGUUAUAUUACUUUUCUAUUACCCACAGAAUUGGUAAUUGUGUCUCUUCUCCCUAAAAUCCAGACUGGACUUUGAGUACGGCUUUAUAGAGCGCACAUAUGAAAUAUAAAAUGUCACUACAUAUAAAUCAACACCUGAGCGUUCAGUGAGCUGUUUGCAUUACGUUAAUAUGUAGAAAUAUAUAAACUGUGUGUACAGCGACUCAAUGGACCUUUCAUUUUAUCAGCUGAGAUCAAAAACACCAACUGUGUUAAUUAAUGUCAUCAUAUUAAGGUAAUUAACAUGUUAAUAACAGCUUAAUAACAUGUUAUUAAAGAAUGUUAAAGAACUACCUCUGAUUUUAAAUGUUUUACUGAAUCUGUUAUAUCUGAAUAAAAGAUUUCACUGUGAAUCUGAAA